UUCAGCAUUUCUUAGCUGUCCAAGUCGUGCCAAAUUAAAUUCACCGAUGAUGGCUGAAAUUGGUGAACUUUUGCCGUCGGUGGUCCUUGUGGUGGACCCCGUUUCUACCGGGGCUUGCUUUUCCAAAGUGGCGGCGGCUCGUGGUUUCCUGGUCAUCGCACUGUGGAGCAACGAGGCUGCUGGUUCCACUCGCAAGAUAUCGUCCUGCGCUGACCACUCGAAGGAGAAGGUGUACUGGGCCACAGUGGAGGAAGAGGUGUCCAUAGAAGAGACGGUGAAGGUCAUUGAGCAGUCCAUUGAAACCAUUCAUCCAGGUGCUCAAAUCAGAGGCUGCGUCCCUGGCAGCGAGGCAGGUGUCAACUUGGCAGAACUCGUCUCGGAGCACUUGGGGCUUCAAUGCAAUGGUUUGUUUCCGGGAGGGGACCGUCGGAACAAACAUGUGCAGCGCAAUGCUUUGUUGAUGGCCGGAUGCCGGGCAGUUCAAGAGGUUCGUGGUUGUGCAUGGGAGGAUGUGAAGGAGGAUCUGACGCAUCUUGGCCUCCCCAUCGUGGUGAAACCGGUGCAGUCCAGUGGUACGGAUGGGGUGCAGCUUUGCCGCUCCAUGGGAGAAGUGGAGGAACACUUCAGACACCUGCGAUGCACCAAGCGAAGGCUCACGUCCUCAGAUACCGCAGUUCUGUGCCAAGAGUUUUUGUUGGGCCAGGAGUAUGUUGUGGACCACGUGUCUCGAAACGGAGUGCACAAGACCGUCAUGGUCUGGAUGUAUGAGAAACAACCCGCCAACGGCUGUGACUUUGUAUAUUAUGCCAUGCGGCCGAUAGAGGUGGAUGAUUGUCCUGUCGGGUUGAUUGAGUACACUCGUGCUGCGUUGGAUGCCUUGAAGUUUUGCCAUGGGGCAACCCAUGCAGAAGUGAUCAUGACAAAGGAUGGACCAUGCCUUGUUGAGAUGAACGUUCGGAUGAUGGGUGCUAAUGGUUGUUAUGUGAAUUUGGCACGUUUGCUGACGGGGACUUCACAUCCUGAAGCUACUCUUGAUUGCUUGGAUGGUGAACGUUUUGACGCUUUGCCUGAUGUUCCAAGAGCCUUCAAGGCUUCAGGUCAGGUGAUCUUCCUGGUCUCCUACUUCUCAGGGAUUGUGACGGGCAUGCCUGGCUACGCGAGGAUGCAAAAAUUGUCCUGUUUCAUGGAGUUGCACACGUCCCUUUCGAUUGGAUCCAAAGUUGAACUGACGGUUGACACCUUUACCUUUGCGGGUAUUUUGGUGCUCGCCGGCCACAAGGACCAGAUCGAGGCAGACGUUGCAGAAGUCCGUCAGAUUGAGAAGGAAGGCCUUUUUUGUUUUGAGCCGCCGAGCUUCGGCGGGGCUUGACAGGGCCGCCGAGCUUCGGUGGCGCUUGCGCCACGUGGAUGCAGAGUGUUGAUUUUGUGAUUCAUUGCCUAGCCUGUACAGGCUUUGCAUCCCGAUUUGUUUCACACCCUUCGCUGACGUUCCGCACGGCCUCAGCCUCGAUCAAGGGCUAGCUGUUCCGCGGUGUUUAUAUCUUGUCCAGGUGUCGAAAGUUGAAGGGUGCACAGCCGGCAAAA
This is a messenger RNA of Durusdinium trenchii, 1584 nucleotides long. The record is from the annotation of a GenBank genome assembly. NCBI's taxonomy places the organism in Eukaryota, Dinophyceae, Suessiales, Symbiodiniaceae.